AUGGAGAAGCGGUUUCGCCACAGGCUGAUUGUUAUACUGAUAUAUGGCGACCUCAUGCGCGGGACCUGGCUGUUUGUCUUCGCCAUCAUUUCAUUAGCUCGGGGUACAGUCAGGACACCAAGUACCUUCUGUCAAGUGAGCGGGUUUCUGGUACAGUAUGGGACGCAGACAAGUGAUUACGCUGUCCUGGUGAUGGCCUUACACAGCGCCUUACAAGUGUUUUACCCGUCAACCCUGGUCAGCUCGGAUGGGCUCUACCCAUACCGUCGAUACGUCUACGUUGGUGCCUUUGCUAUACCCAUCCUGAUGGCCGGACUAGCCUUUAUCAACCCAGUAAAUGCAUACGUGUCCCAAGGCGCAUUCUGCACACUUCCCAUCCGGCCCUUCUGGUACCGACUGGCGCUCUCAUGGAUUCCACGCUACAUCAUCAUUCUGAUAAUCAUUGGUCUUGCGAUAGCAAUCUAUGCCCAUGUGGGCUUCGAGAUCCGCGCAUACUCAAACGUCGACCAGAGCCUCCUGAGCCUCAAAACAUCUGACGAUUCAACUACGCGGCAAAACGAUAAGCAGAACGACAUAAAGAUGGAGGAUAUUACAUUUGAGCUGUCCACUAUGCAACCUCUACCAAAUCCGCAGAACAACCGCCCAUCAGCAGGACAUGAGAUCUUCACCCCUCAACACCAAGCAUCAUCUGCACCUGGAACCAACCCAUUUACCACGCCUGGGAUGCACCGCGUAUCUUUCGACAACGACAACGUAGCGCGCUCUCUACCAGGAAGCACGCUUAACUUGAACCGUUCCCGCACAGAUGCAAUUCGUCCCGCACUCUUCGCCACGAUCUCAGACUGUAGCGUCACAGCGCCUGUCUCCCCACUCAACAGAGACUCUCGGUCCACUGGAAGACCUGACAACGCUGAACCCACCGCACCACCCUUGUCCUCCUCAACGUCGACACGCCUCUCAUCGCCUUCCUCCGCGCAAGACUACCCCGCAAAGCAGCGUCAACGCAUCCACCGCCAGCUCCGACUGAUGUUCAUCUAUCCAAUCGUCUACACCCUCAUGUGGGCCACACCGUUUGUAAUGCACUGCAUGAACUACUGGGACAAGUGGGCCAUGGACCCCGUCGAGUUUCUGCGUGUCGGUGGCGCCAUUUGCAUAACCCUCAUGGGCUUCGCCGAUGCGCUCAUCUUCUCUAUACGAGAGAAGCCAUGGCGCGGCGUCGAAGGCUCCGACGGGACUUUCUGGAGCAGUUUCGUGUGCUGGAAAUCGCAAGGGACUGGCGACGCGGGAGGCGACUGGGAUCCGGGACAGGAGGGUCAGAGUGCAGGUGUCAGAGGUGGUGCCGGAGCCGGCAGGACGAGGGGCAGCACAAGUUACCGCACUUCUGCCAGUGGGGAUUUCGCAAGGAUCGCGGCGGAACAGGCCCGCGCUCGACUGGAUAUAGAAAGGGGAGAGAGACUAGCGGCGUUGGAGUUCAAGCAGCGGGCUGGAAUGAAGGAGGAGAGGCACGGGCAUAAGGCGAACAAGGACAAGGCAGGUUAUGACGGAGUGGAUGUUGGAGAUGGUAAGAAGGGGCAGGUGUAUGAUGAUAACGGGUUGGAGGACGACACUGCGUAG
Ascochyta rabiei is the source of this 1614-nucleotide messenger RNA. RefSeq names its product G protein-coupled glucose receptor regulating Gpa2 C-term. The transcript is spliced from 3 exons. The record is from RefSeq and is a predicted model, not a curated record. Lineage: Eukaryota; Fungi; Ascomycota; Dothideomycetes; Pleosporales; Didymellaceae. Gene Ontology annotation, biological process: adenylate cyclase-activating G protein-coupled receptor signaling pathway. The coding region runs from base 1 to 1614 and encodes 537 amino acids. Gene Ontology annotation, molecular function: G protein-coupled receptor activity. Gene Ontology annotation, cellular component: plasma membrane.